This is a messenger RNA of Melampsora larici-populina 98AG31, 363 nucleotides long. RefSeq lists its product as uncharacterized. The record is from RefSeq and is a predicted model, not a curated record. Bases 1 to 363 code for a protein of 120 amino acids. The transcript has 2 exons. NCBI's taxonomy places the organism in Eukaryota, Fungi, Basidiomycota, Pucciniomycetes, Pucciniales, Melampsoraceae.
AUGAAGUUGAACCAUUCUCCUAAAGAUGCUGCUACUAGAGGUGGUGGUCCACCCUCCAUCAACCCUGCCCUAGCCAGUCCCAUUCAGAGUGCUAGUGUGAUGGUCAAUGGUUCCAUCCCAAAUAUCCCAGGUUUGUUGACAAGCAAGGAUGUCUCUUCUACUGACACAGAUUGUAAACCAAUGGUUAGUCAGGCUAUUGGGAAUGUUGAUCUUGCCUUUGUCAAACAAAUUUCUGUUGAAGACAAACCUACUUCGGCUGCCAUCAUCAGGUUUAGUAAUGACAAGAUAGCCUGUGGUCUGGUUACCUUGUCAAAGUUCUUCACUGCAAAAAUGGUUUUCCUAGACGCAUACAUUCUGCCAUAA